UGAAAAGAAAAAAGGGAACAUCAAAGGCAGGAAGCUUUAUAUAAAUAACCAAAACUACUCAGCACAUUUUCAUCGCCGUUUCCGCCAUCUGCGUUCUGUCCACCAGACUCACCACCAAACAUUGUUGGCGCCGCCAUAUUCGCAGCCCUUCCCAGCCAACCUAAACUAUCGUCUUUACGGCACAGAUCUAAGAAAGGCGUUAGCUGGAUUGUCCUAAUACGGCCGCCGUAUCUCCACGUGAGAGUUGGAUUGCUUGCGAUAGCACGUGAGGUAGUAGUAGAGCUGCGCUUUACGGCGGUGCGUGGCGACAGCCGCUGUAAGCCUCAUAGUAGCAAAACGUGAGACGGGGCUCUGAGUUAGAAUUGGGCGAGAUGGCGGCAGCGACAGGUUCUGGGGCGGCCGAGCGAGUGUUGCCGGCCUCCCCCAACUGGUACUGCAGCCGAUGCAGUGACACGUCUAAGGACGGGCGCCUCUUCGGUUUCGCAGCUCGUAACAGCGUGUGUCUCCUGAAGGUUUGCUUCACCGCGCCCGCUUUCCACGGGGAGCUAGUUGGCCACACUGAAAGAGUCUCUGGUUUCUCAUUUUGUCCCUACCCUGGUCAGAACAACUACUGUGCCAGCAGCUCUGACGAUGGAGCUGUGAAAAUCUGGGAUACACAGACAUUAACGGUCAUGACUGAGCAUAUGCUGCAUCAGAAUACAAUUUCUGCAGUGCACUGGUCACCCAAAGUGAAAGAACUGGUUGUUUCUGGUGAUGAGAAGGGAGUAGUAAUUUGUUACUGGCAUAAUCGAAAUGAUAGCCAGCAGUUCUUUCCAGAGCCCAGAACGGUAUUCUGUCUAACCUGUUCUCCACACCAUGAGAAUUUGGUAGCCAUUGGCUAUAAAGAUGGAAUUGUGGUUGUUAUCGACAUCAGCAGAAAGGGAGAUGUUGUUCAUCGCCUGAGAGGUCAUGAUGAUGAAAUACAUUCCCUGGCUUGGUGCCCUGUGCUUGGUGAGGAAGGUAUAUGCAGUCGACCAGAAGAUUUCCAAGAAGAAGAUGCUACUGUUGGAGGCGUGAUAGAAGAGGCAGCUGUAACAAAAGGCUAUUACUUGGCCUCAGGAAGCAAAGAUCAGACCAUUCGUGUGUGGAGCUGUACUAGGAGCAGAGUGGUAAUGACUCUGAAGUUGCCGUUUUUGAAAAGAAGAGGUGGAGGUGUUGAGCCAGCUGUAAAAGAGCGCCUCUGGUUAACAUUACACUGGCCCCAAAGUCAGCCCACGCACAUCUUAUCCAGCUGUUUUGGAGGUGAACUACUGCAGUGGGAUUUGACCCAACCUGGAAAGCGGAAAUGGGAACUUCUGGGAGCUUCAUCUGAGGGACAAAACCACUCCAGAAUAGUGUUCAAUUUGUGUUCCUUGCAAGUAGAGGACACACAGCUACUUUUCUCCAUUUCAAUGGACAGGGAUGUGAAGUGUUGGGAUCUAACAACUUUAAAUUGCUGCUGGACUAUGCCCACACUUGGAGGGUUUGUUUACAGCCUGGCCUUUUCCCCUGUGGAUACAGGCUGUCUUGCUGUAGGAGUUGGGGACAGCAUGCUCCGUGUGUGGAACACCUUGUCUAUCACCAAUCACUAUGAUGUGAAAACCUUUUGGCAGGGCAUUAAAUCCAAAGUCACAGCUUUGGCCUGGCACCCAACAAAAGAAGGCUGUUUAGCCUUUGGAACAGAUGAUGGGAAAGUUGGUAUCUAUGACACCUACUCCAGCAAGCCUCCACAGAUCUCCAGCACCUACCACAAGAAAACAGUGUACACAUUAGCCUGGGGACCUCCUGUUCCUCCAAUGUCUUUUGGAGGAGAUGGUGACAGACCUUCAGUAACCUUGUAUAGCUGUGCAGGAGAGGGGAUUGUUUUUCAGCACAGUCCUUGGAAACUUAGUGAUGAAGCCCAUGACAUCAACAAACUAAUCAGAGAAACUAAUUCAGUCAAACACAAAUUACCAGCACACACAGAGAUCAGCUGGAAACCAGAUGGCAGUAUCUUAGCUAUUGGCAAUGAAGAUGGUUCAAUUGAAAUGCUUCGGGCUCCUGACUUGAAACUCUUGUGCACCAUCCAGCAGCACCACAAACUUAUCAAUGCUAUUCGCUGGCAUCAUGACCAUGGGACACAGCCAGAACUGAGCUACAUGAUAGCAUCUGGCUCAAACAAUGCUGUUGUUUAUGUACAUAAUAUCAAGAGUGCCACAGAGAGCUCUCCAGAGAGGCCUGUGACCAUAACUGAGCCUUUUCGUACUUUGGCGGGACACACAGCUAAGAUCACUAGCUUGUCUUGGAGUCCACAUCAUGAUGGAAGGCUUGUAUCUAUUUGCUACGAUGGCACUGCUCAGGUUUGGGAUGUUCUCAAGGAAGAGCCUUUGCAUAAUUACAGGGGACACCGGGGCCGGCUGCUUUGUGUGCAGUGGUCACCUGUGGAAGCAGACUCCAUUUAUACUGGAGCAGAUGACUUUUGUGUUCAUAAAUGGAUAGCUAUAAAGCAAGAGCACAGCCGUCCUCCCCAAGCAGGUAAGAAGAGCAUUGAGUUGGAGAAAAAGAGGAGCACUCAGCUCAGACCAAAAGCCAAGAAAAAGAAGAAGCCUUCAGGGAAGUUGUCUUCAGCACUGGAUGUGAGUGAUUGGGUGAAUGGUGGAGAGAACACAAAAGAGUCUUUCUUAGAGGAGAAUGGCCUGUCUGACCAGGAGGGAGAAAAGCAGCAGCAGGAGCAGGAGACAGUUGAGAGAAUUUCCAUGGAAGAUCAUAAGGAUUCACCUGCGUGUCCUCCACUUGCCUGUGCAACAGAUAUUCCAAAGCCUUCCAUGAUCCUUAAGGCCCCGCUUGUGAGGAAGGAUCAAAUAAAACCAGGAUCAGAUGCUUCUACAAAGAGGAAAAAGCCUCGUUCCAUCCUACCUCUCAGCACAUCUAUGGACCAUAGGCCAAAAGAAGAACUACACCAGGACUGUUUGAGACUAGCGAGUUUCUUACACUCGAAAGGUUUGAAUGAAAAUUUAUCCUCUUGUUCAAGGGAUCCUGUCCAUUUGGGGCUAUUCACAGAUAGACCAGCCCUGUACAGGAUGAUGGAAACAGAAGGAAAAAGUCACUUAGAGAAUGGACAUCCAGAGUUAUUUCAGCAGCUCAUGCUGUGGAAAGGAGAUCUAAAAGGUGCUCUCCAGUCUGCUGCAGAAAGGGGAGAGCUGACAGACCAACUGGUGGCCAUCUCACCAAUGGCUGGCUAUCAAGCCUGGGCUUGGGCAGUAGAAGCCUUCGCAAAGCAGCUGUGUUUUCAAGAGCAGUAUGUCAAGGCCGCGUCCCAUCUCCUCUCCAUCCAUAAAGUGUAUGAGGCUGUGGAGUUGCUGAAAUCCCAUAACUUUUUCAGGGAAGCCAUUGUGAUUGCCAAGGCUAGGUUGCGUCCUGAAGAUCCAGUUUUGAAGGAUCUGUACACCAGCUGGGCAGCAGUGCUGGAGAAAGAUGGCCAUUAUUCUAUGGCAGCCAAAUGUUAUCUGGGAGCUGCCUCUCCCUAUGAUGCAGCCAAAGUGCUGGCUAAAAAGGCAGAUACGACCUCCCUUAAAGCUGCUGCUGAGUUGGCUCUGAUAGCCGGAGAGAAAGAUCUGUCAAUGAUGUUCUCCUUCAGAUGUGCCCAAGAGCUUCUGUCUUCCAAGAACUGGGUUGGAGCACAAGAUGUUCUUCAGCAGCAUGAGAGCUUAUUGGGACACAGACUGGUAUUCUGCCUUAACGAAUUGCUUCACAAGUGCCUUUCUGAAAGGAAUCUGGUGGAAAACAGAAGCCCAUCCAUACCUUUCUACCACAGCUGGAUAGUGAAGCAAGACUGCUCUUUCACAGAAAUGGUGGCCAGCGUAUGGCAGAGCAUAUUUGGUGUCAAUACUGCUGAGCAGUCACAAAACCUACUUGAACAGUUGAGAACUAUUGAGUAUCCUACUACUACUAGCAACACUCAUCCCAGGCAGCUUUUGUUCCAUAUUUCUCAUGAUCUUACCCUGGCACUUCUAAGCCAUCAGACUGCUUCCUGGGAGAAGGCAGUGAAAGCCAUUCUUGGAGCUGUGACCCGCAGUUAUGAUGCUGGAAAUUUUAGACUUAUGCAAGAAAUCUUCAGCCUCCUCCUUCCGACAGGAUGUGAUCAUCUAAAAGACAGGCUGGACAGCACAGACUUGCAAAGUGUGGCAGCCUACAAAAGCUUGGAGGCAUUUAGGGCUUAUGGCCAUCUGUACGAUCUCUGGUGGAACCCGCCUGUGGAUUCUCUUGUUCUGGAACAAGCAGGGCUGGCCUCUGAGGCUUGCCCUCCUGAGCUGUCCACUCUUGGCCAGAGUAGCAUCGAAAACACUUCUUCGGUUGAAGACACUCCAACUGAGGCUGAAAUCAAGAUGGAAGAUGCAUUUUCAAGAGGACAUAAUAAUGGCACACUCUCAGAAACUGAUUCAGUAGUCAGCUCGGGCCUAUUAGAGGAGAGGCAAGCGACACUAAGGGCUUGUAGAGUGCUCCUUUCAGAAGAAUAUGCAGCAAUCCAGAGUACAAAGAGAGAGAUCUCUAGAAUUCAGCAUAUGUUGGCUGACAUGAUCAGCCAGCAUCAGAAAAACAACCUCCACCAAAAUGCCACCAACAGGCUGGAUUUAGAAGCUGAAUCCCCAGCAAGCCAAAGUCAGAAUAAAGAACAAGUGGAAGAACCAGUUUCUCUGCCAGAUUUGACAAAGCAACUUACAGAAGCAAAUCAGAAGUUAGCAGAGUUUCCAGAUAGUAUAAAGGCUUUUCCUUUCCCCGAUGUAUUGGAAUGCUGCCUUGUUGUGCUUCACAUGAGUGUCCAGCACCAUCUAGAUAUGGUUCCAGAAUUACAGCAGUAUUCAUUAGACCUCCUUAGAAAAUACAGAGAAACUCACAUCUGUAAAGAAGCUUGCAGGAAGUUCUUUACAUAAAUCUCCUGCUGCUUCCUUUUUUCCCCUUUAUGUGAAGGACUGUUACAUUUGAAGUAUAUUUCAUUCAAGAAUGAAUGAGUAAGAGACUGUUAUACAGUCAUGCUGGUCUGUCAGUGGGAUCUUAAUGAAGCAAUGUGCAAAAAAAGCCACCAAAAACAAACCUUUCAUUUUUUCCAGUGCUGUCAGCUCAUUUUCUACUUUAAGACAAAACUAUACAGAGGGAUUCUCUAUUAUACAUAGUUUAAGUGAACUAUCUGGCCAUCUCUUCAAGUAGUAAAGGGAUUGUGGACAAUGUGUCAAAUAAAAAUAGUAUAUGUUCUAAAACUGAAGCUUACUCUUUUAUUCAUAAAAAGAUUUGCAAAUAUUUUGAGGACAGAUGCUGGCUACUGUGUAAAAUGGAAAUGGCAGAGGGACCCUGUAAAAGUGCUACUAUGAAAGAUACAAAGCAGUUGACCACUCAUCAUCCCUGCUAUAAUUGCAACUUUAUGUGAAAAAGUCAUGCUAAAAGUGGGACAGAAGAAUAAACCCAUGUAGUUGUGAAGUUAGUUUAGUGUAGUUUGGGUUAAGUCUUCAUAUUAUACAGCCACGAGAGUGGCUGUAUACUGUAGCCAG
This is a messenger RNA of Rhineura floridana, 5540 nucleotides long. It is a transcript of the gene GEMIN5, whose product is annotated as gem nuclear organelle associated protein 5. Lineage: Eukaryota; Metazoa; Chordata; Lepidosauria; Squamata; Rhineuridae. The record is from RefSeq and is a predicted model, not a curated record. The transcript is spliced from 28 exons. Bases 372 to 4928 code for a protein of 1518 amino acids. Gene Ontology annotation, molecular function: protein binding.